Cannabis sativa is the source of this 1398-nucleotide messenger RNA. RefSeq lists its product as uncharacterized. The record is from RefSeq and is a predicted model, not a curated record. The coding region runs from base 136 to 1224 and encodes 362 amino acids. NCBI's taxonomy places the organism in Eukaryota, Viridiplantae, Streptophyta, Magnoliopsida, Rosales, Cannabaceae. The transcript has 5 exons.
AUAUAUACUUCAUCUAUUUGAUUUGAAAAAAAUAAAUAAAUGUGUAUUUUUUAAUAGUAAAAAGCCAGACAAGCAAAAACAAAAAAAACUCUGUUUGAAGUCAAAUUAAAGGGAGAAAUUUCUGCUGUACUAAUAAUGUCAGGUCUUGUUUCAAGAACAGCUCUGAGAGUGGUGAUUGGUGUUUUGGGUAUUAUUUUCAUGGCUACUCAUCAAUCUCCAUCUCCACAUAUUGAUGGUGAUGAUGAUGAUUCUUCUCAUCCAAUAAUUUCCCAAAGAAUUAGAUUGAAAGAUGGAAGAUUUUUGGCUUAUAAAGAAAAGGGUGUCCCCAAAACCAGAUCAAAUUACAAGAUCAUUAUUGUUCAUGGCUUUGGAAGUUCUAAAGAUAUGAACUUUUUAGCUCCUCAAGAUCUGGUAGAUGAGCUUGGGAUAUAUUUCUUGCUAUAUGACCGAGCAGGGUAUGGAGAAAGCGAUCCAAACCCGAAACAUUCUGUCAAGAGUGAAGCACUAGACAUUCAAGAACUAGCUGAUCAGUUACAAAUAGGGUCUAAAUUUUAUGUCAUUGGAGUUUCAAUGGGGUCAUAUCCAACUUGGAGUUGCCUCAAAUACAUACCCGAAAGGCUAUCAGGUGUUGCUUUUGUUGUCCCGAUAGUGAAUUAUAAAUGGCCUUCUUUUCCCCGAAAGCUAAUCAAAGAUGAUUAUAGGCGAAAACUUGUUCAAUGUGGAGUUUGGAUGGCUAACUAUGUCCCUGGAUUGCUAUAUUGGUUGGUAACUCAAAAAUGGUUACCAACAACUUCUUCUGUUAUGAACCGAAAACCAGUACUGUUCAACAGCAGAGAUAUCGAUGCCCUCAAAAAAACCAAGGGAUUUCCAAUGCUCACACCGGAGAAGUUACAACACAAGGGUGUUUUCGAUACUCUUCGUGGUGAUUUUGUUGUUGCUUAUAGCGAAUGGGGUUUCGAUCCAAUGGAGCUAAGGAAUCCAUUUCCUAAUGAGAAUCGAAGUUGUGUACAUAUUUGGCAAGGUUAUGAGGAUAAAGUUGUGCCAUUUGAGCUACAAAGAUAUGUUUCAAGUAAGUUGCCUUGGAUUAAGUAUCAUGAAGUUGUUGAUGGUGGACAUUUGAUUGUGCAUUAUAAUGGUUUGUGUGAAGCAAUUUUGAGAGCACUUUUGCUUGGUGAAGAGUCUCUUGAGUAUAGACCUAACAUACCAAAAGAAAUUGUAGUUUAAUCAUAGGGAAAAAAAUUGUCAAAAAAAGUACUAUUCAUUUUUAUUUUUUGUUCUUAUUAAUUCUUUGAUUUGGAAAAAAAAAAGUUUGUUGGUUAUGAAUAUUAUUAUUGAUAGAUUUGAUUGUAAAAUUGUAUAUUAAUUGUGUUAAUUGUUUAACAAUUUAGAGAAAGAAAA